Messenger RNA from Etheostoma spectabile (orangethroat darter), 2333 nucleotides. RefSeq names its product phosphoribosyl transferase domain containing 1b (gene prtfdc1b). The transcript has 9 exons. Gene Ontology annotation, cellular component: cytosol. Gene Ontology annotation, biological process: GMP salvage; purine ribonucleoside salvage; IMP salvage. NCBI's taxonomy places the organism in Eukaryota, Metazoa, Chordata, Actinopteri, Perciformes, Percidae. The coding region runs from base 56 to 733 and encodes 225 amino acids. The record is from RefSeq and is a predicted model, not a curated record. Gene Ontology annotation, molecular function: magnesium ion binding; hypoxanthine phosphoribosyltransferase activity.
GCUCUAACACUUGCCCCAAACAAGAGCCUUUAUUGUGUUUCGCCAGGAGAACAACAUGGCAGACGUUGCCGUCCAAUCCGACGGAAGAAGCGGCGGGAUUGUGAUCAACGAUGACUGGCCAGGCUACAGUUUAGACCUCUUCAGCUAUCCAGCUCACUACUCCGGGGAUAUAGACUGUGUCAUCAUUCCGCAUGGCGUGAUUAUGGACAGGACAGAACGUCUGGCUCGAAACAUCAUGGACGACCUGGGGGACCAUGACAUCGUGGUGCUGUGUGUGCUGAAAGGAGGCUACCAGUUCUGUGCCGACCUGGUGGACAGAAUCAAGGCUCUCAGCCACAACUCCAACCGCACAAUCCUCAUGAGAGUCCACUUCAUCCGGCUCAAGAGCUACCUGAAUGACCAGUCAACAGAGGAUCUUCACAUACUCGGAGCAGAGGAUUUGUCUUUUUUAGCCGGAAAGAACGUACUGAUUGUGGAGGCCAUUGUAGGCACCGGAAAAACAAUGGAAACUCUCCUGAAGCAUGUUGAAGCUUUCAGGCCCAAAAUGAUCAAAGUAGCAGGAUUGCUGGUGAAGAGAGUGCCACAUAACCCAGCUUGUCUUCCUGACUAUGUCGGCUUUGAGAUACCCGAUCGUUUUGUGGUUGGAUAUGCCUUAGACUACAAUGAGUAUUUUAGAGACCUAAAUCAUAUCUGUGUGAUCAGCGAGAGUGGGAAGAUAAAAUACAAGAUUUAAAAAAAGGAAGCGACUGUCACACAGAUGUCAUCCGACAGCAAGCCUGAACAUUUUCCCCGAGAUGCCAUUCACUUACAGCUGCUAUCGUGACAUUUGAUCUCAAGCAUCCCCUGUUUUGUAAUAACAUUCCUUCUGGGAAAUGUUAAUCUGUUUAACAAUAGACACUGACAUUUAACUGGUAAUUUUUAGCAAUUUUAGCAAAGCAUUUACAUGCUUUACCAUGUUACAACUUCAUUCUUCAUGUUUACAGAAGUAAUUCAUUUGUUAGAAGUUUAUGCUACUGUUUGCCUUUGUUAGUUUGAUUCUAACACGAAUGCAAUCUCAAUUUUACUUCUUUGUGUAUGCAAUGUAAAUAACUUCAUAAUCAUUACCCAUAUGAAUGUGAUAGUUUUUUAAGUCAGUGUGUGAUGAGGUAAAAAAAGGAAACUGCUUAUCUUAACAUGAAAGGGAGUUUUAUUAGGAAAGUAGUGAUAUACUGUAAUUUUACAUUUUCUACACUUGUACAUUGCCUUUUGAUGUUUCAUUAGGUAGUUCUGCUGUCACCGUUAAUGCUCAGGGGCAAACAAAGUAGUUUUGUAAAAACUAAUUACAUUAUACUAACUACUAACAACUAUGUUCCCCUUAUUGUUUUUUUUAAAUAUUUGAGAUGUAGUGGGGUAUUUUUUUCAUUUCUGCAUUUCCUUUUAUAAUUUUACAUACCAUCAAAGUAUUUUUUUUUUAGCAUUUCUGUGUUACCUACCACUGCAUUAGUCUCACAUUCUCUGUUCCCUUACAAAAUGGUACAGAAAAAUAAUGGUACAGAAAAAUGGCUCAUUUUUAUUUUUAUUUAUUUUUGGAAAACUGGCUUCUUGAAGGAUUCCUGAAUUUCUAAAACCCCUAAACGUUUUUUUGUCAACUGGUGUGUAAUUCUAUGUUAGGACUGGCCAAAGCCACAGCCUGAACCAUCAGGUUACCAUUCUUUGAUAAGAAAAUAAUAGUUUAACUGCAAAUGAACUAGUAAAAGGAACACAAGAGAGUAUGUUGUGUUGAGCUGCUGUGCUCUUGGUACACACCUGACAUAUGACCCCAGUCUUUAAGCAGGGAGCACAAAAUCGCAGAAAAACAAAACCGUUUGUUUUUUUCUUGGUACUGAGGUCUGCAGGGGAUUACAGUGAAUUGACUCUGACCUUUUAACUGAAUAUAGCUCUAAGAAUGAAAGACUUGAUGAAGUAGGCCUACUUUAACAGAAUUGCAUUACAUUAUUACCAUCCUAGGUUUUAGUCACUACUUGCAAGUGGAAGACAUCUUCAGUCUUUACUUGAGUGAAAGUAGUGAUCACACACUGUAAAAAUAAAUAAGUUAAGGCUCUUUUUUUAAAAAUCUUUUUAGAGUAGGCUAAAAGUACAGAAAUGUUAAACAAGAAAAUUGUACAAAAAUAAAGUAUGCAGAAAAUGGUCACUAAAUAUAUAUUGUUAUUGGAUCAUUGUUACUGAUGCUUUAAUGUGUAAAUACCAUUUUAGUGGAAACUAUUUUCAAUACAUAUGUAUAGCGUUUUGUAGUUAAAUUGUUAAUGCAUCAUUUUAUAAACUGAUCACAAGUUUUGUAUGUCAAAUUUUAACCU